AUGCCGGUGGGCGUGAACGGCCGAGAACCUGAACCUCAGCCUGCACACCGCCUUAACGGCCGCCGUGACCGCGGGUCGGGCUCUCUGCGCUUCUGGAACUCGCUGACGACUGCCUACGCGGGUUUCCCUAAACGCUGGCCGGACGGCUCUGUGGAACUUCCCGUUCCCACGUCGACCCCCGCCCUGGCGGUGGUGGUGGCGUUCUUCAUCUGCUGGGCGCCGUUCCACGCGCAGCGGCUGGUCGCCAUGUACGUGACGGCGGGCGCGCAGCGCGAGCGCGGACCGUCCGAGCUCAUCUACGCCAUCGUCACCUACACGUCGGGCAUCCUCUACUACGUCUCCACCACCAUCAACCCCAUACUCUACCAGAUCAUGUCCCACAAGUUCCGCGAGGCCUUCAAGGACACACUGGGCAGGUGCUGCGGGCUGCGCGGACACCGAGCACGGAGAGCCUACUCCAUCCUGUCGCGGUCGGCGCCCCGACACGCGUCGGCAGCGCACGCCGCGGCGGCAGCCGGAGGGCGCGGGGGCGGCGCCGGGGGCGGCCUCGGGGGCGGCGGCGUCGGCGCCGGAGGCGUCGCCCGGUGCGGCGAGUCCGCGACGGCCACCGACUGCUCGGGCAACAGCGAGCAGCUGCGCAGCGACGCCGCCUCCGGCUCGGCCUCGGCGUCCGGCUCGGGCAGCUGCGGCGGCUACUCGGUGGUGGUGAGCGCGAGCGCGCGACACCACGGCGGCUACGAGGCGGUGGUGGUGCCCGCGCUCAGCCGGCAGUCGACGCGCGCCAGCAGCCGGCCCUUCCUCUCCAGCGGCUCCUCCGCCGCGCUGCCCACCUCCCCGCCGCCGCUGCCCGUCGCCAGCGGCCGCCGCAGGAGUCACCGGAACGGAAAGCGGUCCCGGGACCCCUGGCGGCUGCUGCGCUGCCUGUCCACUUCGUCAGAGCAGUCCCUGGAGCAGCUGCCGCCUUGCUACCUGCCGGAACCCAUCACCGCGGAGUCGUCCAAGGAGCAGGUCUGCCCACGCCGCCCAAAUGGCGAGGCCAUCACCAUGCUGCCGGUGAGCCUGAGCAACAACAGCAACAACGUGAGCAACAGUAGCCUGCGUGACGUGGAGCACGGCGCUCUGGAGGACGAGCUGUCGGCCUAUAUGGAGGAGCUGAACCGGCGCGAGCGCUGCUGAGAGUUGGAGUACGCGGCGGCGGCCGCCGCGCGGCAGCACCGUCGCCGGCGCCACCGCCACCAUCACCACCACGUCCAGCAGCACCACAACCACAACAGCCCGGACAGCCAGGGUCCGGCCCAAGUAUGCGCGCAGGAGGAAACCUCCCCACCCCCAGACGAUAGCACUAGUCGGCUUUCCACUGAGAAUUGCGCCAUGGCUACUGAGUGCUUUGGAAAUUCAGUGGGCUUCAAUGGAGAGGAGUCAAACUUGGAAGUCAUUCCAACCGCUGUGGUCAGUGCCCAUAGAGAACCUCCAGGCGUCAGAGAAGAGGCAGCGAAUUCUGGAGAUAUCCCAGUUCCAUCCGAAUUCCCCAGUAGAGGUACUACAGAUGUCAGUGGUUUGGUGGCUUGUACCAUGGAACGACCAUUAGAAGUGGACACUAUAUUUGGUGAAACUGUAACUGUCAUUGGAGAACUAUCCACUACUACUGAGCUUCCAGUAGUAGCGGAUGUUGCCAUUGGAGAAGCUGCUGUUGUCAAUGGAUAGAUGUUGAAUGUGACACACUACCCUUCUGUGAGGGCUGUUGUCUUUUGAAUGACUGGUAGCGUGUGCAACGGGACGUGUAGUGAAAGAGACUCCUGUUACUGUACAGACCCCAUUAUUGUCCACGUUUGACGAAAUCAUGAGCUUAAUGUAGGUUAAUAGCACAUUUCCUGCUAUUCCCGACCAUUGCUCUGAAAAAACUGUGGGACAAAAAUGAAAACUAUGGUAAGUUUGUUAGUGAUGAAUAUCACCAUAAUUAGUGGUAAGGGUCUCGUAACCUACAGAGUGGAUCCUAAAACGACAUUACGUAAGACGGAAAUGGUUUACUUCGGCUCGAGGGUACAAAAUGUUUGCCUAGGCAACUGAUUGCUACAAACUGACAAGGGAAAGUCUUGGGCAUCCUAACGUACAGAUUCACCUUUGACGUGUGUCACUACCUCAUAGGUGUUUUGUUCUAAAGAAAAAGACUGGUUUAGAUAAGUUCAUUUACUGGAAACUGUAAAUAACGAUUCUGCAGUCAGUCAGAGGAAUACCUUGAUACUUACGAUGUACAGAAGCAAUAUCUACUCUAACCCACUCCCAAAGACGUUAUCACUAGCCUGAGUGUGGCAUGCAGUGGAAAUGUUCUUUAAUUUCAUUUUAUUCAAAUAUCAUGUUCCUCCUCGUUUUAAAUGAUAGGGGUAUCGAUGUGUCUCUCUUCUUAACGAUGUAUCAUCAAGAAAGAAAUAAGAUGUUGUAUGUUUCGUAAUGCUCUUGCUUAUUGGCUAAAUAGAUUCACAUAACAGUUAUUCUACUGGUAAAUGAAACUAUUGUGGACAGAUAAACCUAUCACAGACUGGGAUCAUUGUAGGUACUACCUCAAGUAUUCUUAUGUGUAUAGCUGAACAUAUGUUGUCAUAUUCAUAGAGCUGUGUUUGCGAUGUACCUGACAUGUUGUGUGCUGAUUAUAAUUAUGUGUACAUAACUGUAAUUUCUCUGCUGACACUUUAAGAUAAGAAUUAAUCAUGUAGUAAGCUGUUCAACAGCUGUGAGAAGCUGCAUUAUUGUUGGGUGUUUAGUAAACAUAUUAAAUUCAUAUUUAUCUCUCAAGAACGAUCGUAGAGUUUAUCGUGUGGUAUUUUGAUUUGCAUCUUACGCAGUUUCUAAAGGCCGGCAGUUCAUUUCUCAACUUGCAGUCAUACUGCAGCAAUGAAUGUGUCAAGACUAGCAUUUAUAUAUGUCAGUGUUGAUGUUUACUGCAGGAAAUUCAAUAAUUUUGGUUAUUUGAAUCCCCCUUUUAGUCAUUCUCCAAUGUAAUGGUACUGGUAUGCAUUAAAAUAUUUUCUGAGGGAGUAAACGGUUCUUAUGGUCUACGCAAGCAUCUCCAUCUUCACAUACUACUGACUGUAAGGCGACAGACAGUUUCUAAUAACGAAAAUAUUUAUUUUCUUUAACACUGUGACUUAAGUAUUUUAUAUAAUUCCUGAAGCCUUUUUCAAACAUCAGAAAUAUUCAUAUGGAGUAAUAGCCUACUUGAUAGAAACUACAGCUGUAAGUACAAAGAACACAAGCCCUUCAACAUAUUAACAAAACUUCCUGCAAUUUCAGAAAGAUCAUGAUUAUGGCUGGUUCACUGAUCUACUCAUUUGAUAUAAAAAAAAAUUAAGCACGACAUCUAUUAACAAAAGGUAGUUGCAAUCUUUUUACCAACUGUUUCAUUUUUUUAUUAUUUUCUGUAGCUGUGUGAUAAUUCUACGAUCACAAGACACGUUGGACAAGUGUUUUCCUCAUUACAAGAUGGUGAGGCGCUUUUUAAUUCAAUGUCAUAUUUAUUUUCGUUAACAGGUGCAUAUUCUUAAGUUUUCUCAGAUGUGUAUGGAAACAGGUGAAUUAAUACGACGCUGCUUCAUUAUUCUUUGAAACUCUUUAUAUGUACAUUCGUGAUGUAUAAUUUAGUUCAUAAUCCAAUCACAGAAACGGUAGAACAUAUCAGAAGUCACAUUUUCCGUUGGCCCCAAACCUAAACAGUUUUGCUAAUUCACACUAAAUAUGUUUCUUAUCAAAUGUCUGCAUAACAGCUUUCCUAAUUCUAGCACAACAGAUUUGUUUCAGAAACUAUUACGCUCAAUGACGUUUACAGUAGUUUAAUAUUAUGUAUUCUCUCUUGAUUUCGAAAAGAAACAUAUAUGUGGUUUAGACAGUGUAAUAUAUUUUCACUUCUUGUACAUUGUCCUUAGAUGAAUAUUUAAUACUUCAGAAAGUAAAUUUAUGGUUUCAUUACUGUCUGUAACUGUUCUCAUACCAUUUCUUCAACUUUUGUAGGUUCUCACAAAACCGUCCAAACGUUUGAUAAAUUUUUGGUAUCUUAAGAGAACAUAAUCGGUUGAUUAAUACAUCAGUCAUGUUAUAGACUUGACACCAAAUUCAUAGUUCUGUCAUCUCAGUGUCUCUUCUUGCAAACAUCUACCAAAUUUCAGUGAGAUUCUCAUUUUGAGUUCCUCUUCAAAAAAGGCAGCUGUACAUGUAAUUAAUUAAUGAAUGUGUGAUAUACAUAUAUAUUCGUUUUAGAAUAAUAGAAAAUUUACAAUUUUUCAUUUGUAACCAGUGUUCAGUACUAAAAAUUCCAUCCAUAAGGAAAGCUACAAAAUCAAUGACAUUCUAUAUGAAUGGAAUCAUUAAUUUAUUUCCUAGGAAUUUCAGGAAGUAUUUACGUCUGUGUGUAGUACGCCUCAGAGGAUAAUUGCUGUUGUUAACCAUAAUGUGAGUGCUAGCUAUGUUUUGGGGAAUUCCCGAUACUAUUUCAAAUUUAUGUAUCUUUGCGAUGAUUGAUGUGACACAUUUUUGAUGUUUUUAUAGAAGCAGUUGCUAUGCAUUCGGUUCAAGUCUGGUAAAUCGUUGCAGAGUAAUAAUUCCAAUGUGAUUGGUUACAAGUACCAAAUCCUUGUAGUUUUAUUAUUAAUCUGAAGACUGUUUUUGAGUGUAUGUAUUCAUCUUGGAUGAUUAUUGAACGAUUGCUCAUUUUGUGAUUGCUGUAAGACUGGACGAACAGUUUACACACUGCUAUGCCUCUUUCUGAGUCACACUCUUUCUCAAGCCCUGCUGUUCCAGAAAAAAGUAGGUGAUGUCGUAUUAGUGGCGCAGAUUUUGCUUUCCAGGCAAAGGACGUCAUGUGUAUUACAUAACUCACAGAGUGUUCGGACAUGUGAAAUGGGACAGAUGUGUAAAUAUACUGUGUAUUUUUGUAAAUCAAUAACUAAAUGUUGU
Schistocerca cancellata (South American locust) is the source of this 4944-nucleotide messenger RNA. RefSeq lists its product as uncharacterized. Gene Ontology annotation, biological process: neuropeptide signaling pathway. The record is from RefSeq and is a predicted model, not a curated record. Bases 1 to 1176 code for a protein of 391 amino acids. Lineage: Eukaryota; Metazoa; Arthropoda; Insecta; Orthoptera; Acrididae. Gene Ontology annotation, cellular component: plasma membrane. Gene Ontology annotation, molecular function: neuropeptide receptor activity. The transcript has 5 exons.